UGGCAACACUGCGGCCAGCAGGAAGACAACAACACUCACUGAUCUACCAUGUAAACUGGUGGCGUUAUUUGUAAAUAUAGUUUUGGGGAUAAUAUAUCAGUAAAAUGCCAAUAUUUGACAGCUUGGGGAGUGGAGUAGAGAAGACUGCCGUGGUCAUUGAUUUAGGAGCAGCUUUUACAAAAUGCGGCUUUGCAGGGGAAACGGCGCCCAGGUUCAUAAUUCCGAGCGAGAUCCGGAAACCGGGUCAGCAACAGGCCAUCAAAGUGGUUCAGUACAACAUCAACACAGAAGAGCUUUAUGUCAUCCUCAAAGAGUUUAUCCAUAUAUUGUACUUCAGGCACCUGCUGGUGAACCCUCGCGACCGAAGAGUGGUGAUCAUCGAGUCCAUCCUUUGCCCGUCCCACUUCAGGGAGACCCUCACCAAGGUUUUCUUCAAACAGUUUGAGGUCCCCUCUGUGCUGUUUGCUCCGAGUCACCUGAUGGCCAUCAUGACUUUGGGCAUAAACUCUGCUCUGGUGAUGGACUGUGGAUACACAGAGACACUAGUUCUGCCUGUUUAUGAGUGUACUCCUAUUCUACCAGCGUGGGAGGCUUUACCACUGGGGGGCAAAGCCAUCCAUAAAGAACUGGAUGGAUUUCUGGUGGAACAGUGCACUGUGGACUCAGACUCCACCACCGGGCACAGUGUGCCCGCUGUCAUAGGGACUAUUCCAGAAGAAACCGUUGAGGACAUAAAGGUCCGAACAUGUUUUGUCAGUGACCUGCAGAGGGGACUUCAGAUACAAGAGGCUAAGUUUGGCUCUGCAGAGCGUCCAGCUCCUCCUCCAGAUGUUGCCUAUCCUCUGAGCGGGGAGAAAAUCCUGCACAUUAAAGGAUCGAUCAGGGACUCUGUGAUGGAGAUUCUGUUUGAACAGGACAACGAGGAGAAAAGUGUGGCCACUCUGAUUCUUGAUGCUCUAGUCCAGUGUCCCAUUGACACACGUAAAGUUCUCUCGGAGAACCUGGUGGUGAUCGGGGGCACGGCCAUGCUGCCGGGCUUCCUGCACCGGCUGCUGGCAGAGAUACGCCUCUUGGUGGAGAAACCCAAGUACAGCAACGUGCUGGCCAGCAAGAGCUUCCGCAUCCACGCUCCACCUGCCAAGCCCAACUGCACUGCGUGGCUCGGAGGAGCCAUCUUCGGAGCCCUUCAGGACAUUCUGGGCAGCCGCUCGGUGUCGCGAGACUACUACAACCAGACGGGUCGCAUCCCAGACUGGUGCUGCCUGAGUUCCCCUCCUCCUGAGUGCUUGUACGAUGCAGGAAAGGUUCCUCCUCCGCUGAUGAAAAGAGCGUUCUCUACAGAAAAGUAGAAUAUUUUGAAUUCCACUGCUCCCUCCUGAAAGAACAAUCCGCUGAUCUUUAAUGUAACAUCCCAUCACUCGUCUAGCUUAUGUGUUUACGCCACAUAGAUGUUUUUUUAUUUAUUUAUCCACGAAGCAGGUGACAGUUUUAUUGUUUGACUCUCAGAUGCUCCUAUUUGUUUCAGGGUCUGCCCGUUUGUAUAAAUUUCAUUAUUUGCACAAAAUAAUCUACAAAAUCUCUUUGUGGCCUAAAAUGCGGAGCUCAGAAAUGAUUUGGUGCAAAGACUGCACAUCUGCCUGGGUUACACGUCUAUUUUACCCAGCACCAUCUGCAGCUUAACAAAACAGGAGCAUGUGCACAUUAGCAGGGUCCCAGUGAGUUCGCAGACAAACGCACCAAUAAAACCAUCAAUAAUGCAGCAAGUGGAAGGAGUUUGUUCUUUAACAGUUUAUUUCAAAGGCAGAUGUGUCUGCUGUCACGUCGUGUCUUUAACGUGCACCUUCUCAUCAACUCACUCGUUUUCUUUCUGAUGUCCUGGAUGGUGCAACUUAAAACUCCGCACUGUUCAGCAGAAAUGUUCUGAACUGCAGUUCAGCUGAACUUAGUCACUCAUUUAGUCAACGAGCAGCACUGCUGACUCUGAAGACAUCAUGUGUAUGAUUUGUUAUUGUCAAAAGUCAUCACCCACAGAGAUUCUCCAAAAGAAACAAGAUGUUGCUCUUAAAAUGUUGUUUAUACUUAUUUAUACGGUAGGAUGUUGAUGUUUAUAACUCAAUAAAAUCGAAGAAACCCUUUAUACAUGGGAUUGUUUUAUACCCAUAAAUAUUAGAGCAGGUCUUACUGCUUAAACACACUUUAGUUUCAAUUUAAUGUGUUUCUCUGCAUUAAGCCGAUCAGAGAGGUGUCAUCACUACAUGUAGACAAGAUACACGAGAGCUGUUACCAGCUAAUAUGAACAUUACCUGUGUGUUGUGUGAAGCCAUUGAAAACAUAUUUUACACGUUACGUUGGACAUGCUACUCUGUAAACUCAUUGCUACAAAUAAAUACUCAGUACUGA
This is a messenger RNA of Nematolebias whitei (Rio pearlfish), 2400 nucleotides long. RefSeq names its product actin related protein 10 (gene actr10). The coding region runs from base 105 to 1349 and encodes 414 amino acids. Gene Ontology annotation, biological process: retrograde axonal transport of mitochondrion. The record is from RefSeq and is a predicted model, not a curated record. The transcript has 13 exons. Lineage: Eukaryota; Metazoa; Chordata; Actinopteri; Cyprinodontiformes; Rivulidae.